GUUAUGUUUUUUUGGUGUUGUACCACCUAGAUGACGAAUAACUGGCGUGCGCUUGCGCGUAUGGCGAGAGACCGAAUCGUCGCAGCAAACCCUAGCGACGUUGAACUCAUCUUGAACCUAUGGUACAUCCGCCUCUCCUCCCUCGCCCGUCUCCGCCUCUUCAACCAAACAUCAGCAGAAUGCGAAAACCUAUUCAGCGUACUCGCUACGCUCGAACCUCCCACAGCACGUGCAUACAUCCUCCAUUCAAUCCUACCCUUCGAGCUUGAGGUCUUAAGAGCGAGGUGUGCGUAUUGGGCCGGAGAUCAUUUGGGGUACUUGGAUGAUGUAUCGGCGUUGUUGCAGAGGUGUCGGGUGAGAGCGAGGCAGGCGAGGGGUGGUACUGAAGGGGCGAUGUGGAAGGAGAGAGGGGCGAGGAUGGCGUUGAUUGUUGCGAGUCAGCUUGUUGAGAUGAAGGACUACACAGCAGCCUCAACGCUCCUCGAACCACUCCUCUCCUCUUCUUCCCCCCCUUCCUCAUCAACAUCAGCGCCAACUACGAAUCCAGCACUCCGCUCAGCCCUCGCACGCAUCUACCUCCAAGGCGGUCUCCUCUCCUCCGCCCAAAAGCACAUCGAUAUUGUCGAGCAAGAUCCCUCUGCAGAACCUGCGUUGAAAAAUAUGAAUGCGGUGAUUUGGAACGCGGCGCUGGGAGAGUGGGGUGUGGCUGCUGAGUAUGCUAGGGUGCUUGUUGAGGGUGAGAGUGCGGAGGAGGGGGUUAUAGAUGUUGUGGCUGCGAAUAACUAUGCAGUCGCACUUCUUGGGCAAGGACGCAUCAAAGAGGGCAUCCAAAUCCUCGAAUCAACACUCCAAACAUCACCCUCAGCAACAUGCUCAACAGAGCCUUAUCUCUUCAACCUCUCAACGAUGUACGAACUCCGCGCAGGCCUAACAACACAACGCAAACGAGACCUGCUCAUCGAAGUAGCGAAGUGGAGCGGAGAUGGCUUGCGAGCGACCUGUUUGAAGAUGAACGCCUAGUACUUGAAACCUAGACAUUAACCUGGACGAUUUCAACAGAUCAAAAUACGAUGUAUACUAUUAGCGAUGACUUUCGC
This is a messenger RNA of Fomitiporia mediterranea MF3/22, 1097 nucleotides long. RefSeq lists its product as uncharacterized. Bases 31 to 1020 code for a protein of 329 amino acids. The record is from RefSeq and is a predicted model, not a curated record. Gene Ontology annotation, molecular function: protein binding. Gene Ontology annotation, cellular component: Golgi apparatus; TRAPP complex. NCBI's taxonomy places the organism in Eukaryota, Fungi, Basidiomycota, Agaricomycetes, Hymenochaetales, Hymenochaetaceae. The transcript is spliced from 6 exons.